This is a messenger RNA of Thermothelomyces thermophilus ATCC 42464, 1199 nucleotides long. RefSeq lists its product as uncharacterized. NCBI's taxonomy places the organism in Eukaryota, Fungi, Ascomycota, Sordariomycetes, Sordariales, Chaetomiaceae. The record is from RefSeq and is a predicted model, not a curated record. Gene Ontology annotation, cellular component: Golgi membrane. Gene Ontology annotation, biological process: protein retention in ER lumen; retrograde vesicle-mediated transport, Golgi to endoplasmic reticulum. The coding region runs from base 160 to 732 and encodes 190 amino acids. The transcript has 4 exons.
GACACGCGGAGGGACAAUCCGCCGCAUUUUGAUUCCCAGCCUCAACCUCUUUUUGCUUCAUCUUGCCCAACGCUCGCGAGAAUCUCGACCGGACGGCCGACUCCCUCGCGAAUUCAUUCCGACGACCUCUGUUUGCCUAGCGCAACCGGUUCCUUCACAAUGGAUGUCCCUGACGAGCCGCAGACGCCCUUCGGCACGUUCACUGCGCAAACGAACAAGCUGCAGAGGCAAUACCAGGCACUUCUUGAUCAGUCGACGCCCUACGUCCUCUACCGCUGGAUCGGCACCGGCGCCGCCCUCUUCAUCUUCUUCCUGCGCGUCUUCCUCGCACAAGGCUGGUACAUUGUCGCAUACGCCCUCGGCAUCUAUCUGCUCAACCUCUUCCUCGCCUUCCUCCAGCCCAAGUUCGACCCGUCCAACGAUGCGCUCGACAACGACAUGGAGGAUGGCGCGAUCGGCACGCUCCCAACCAAGCAGGAUGAGGAGUUCCGCCCCUUCAUCCGUCGCCUGCCCGAGUUCAAGUUCUGGCACUCGGCCACCCGCGCCAUCGCCAUCUCCUUCCUCUGCACCUGGUUCGAGAUCUUCAACGUGCCCGUCUUCUGGCCCGUUCUCGUCAUGUACUGGUUCAUGCUGUUCAUUCUCACGAUGAGGAAGCAAAUCCAGCACAUGAUAAAGUACCGCUACGUGCCAUUCACCGUUGGCAAGGCGCGCUACAACAAGAGCAGCUCGUGAAGGCCCCCCCCCACCCCCCCCGGCCUUCUCUCUCCCUCUUUCUCCACCGACAGGGAGACAAGCAGAACCGGCUCAGUGUGACCCCUGUGUCGAAACGGGGGAAGGUUGGGCGCAUGGAGAACGGCAAUUUUCUUUGGCGAUUGAAUGAAAGGGUGUCUUAUGGAUGUAUAAUGACGCAUGCUCGGAGCUCACGACGGUCCUGGGCAACUCUCUGUACUCGUAUGUUUUAAUCAGCCCGCAGCCAGGCGCUGUCUUGAGUGGGUUUUGGGCGGGCAGUAAUUAUUUUUGCCUUGGAUGGAGGCGGGUUUGCGGUAGGAUUUCCAGCAACGAGAACGGGAACAAGGGGGAUGAUGACUCGGAAGGCUUUGGUACGGAGUAGGGGCGCGGGAUAUGUUUGUUCACGUAUUCCGUGCCCUUGUAUAGAGGGUUCAAUCCGAUAUGGCCAGUUCCAUUCCAGACGUCACAUC